Molecule: messenger RNA, 1488 nt
Organism: Physcomitrium patens
Lineage: Eukaryota; Viridiplantae; Streptophyta; Bryopsida; Funariales; Funariaceae
Product: protein LURP-one-related 15
Source: RefSeq, a predicted model, not a curated record
UCUCGCACCACAGCAUCUCUUCCCUUGCGGAUGCCUGUCCGUUUUGCAUAAAUGUGUUGUGCAUCUCUGACUGGAAGUAGGUUUCGUAUGUGCCCCCUCACCCGCACUUUCGUCGUCGUUUGGAUAAGCUCAUCUCACAUCUAGACAGUCUGUUACUGCGGUAGAGCCCCUGGAUCGAGUGUGGCAAGUAUUCUUGGGAGCACGCUAAUUAUCACAGUGUUGUUAGCUGUCGGAUUGUCGCCGAGGUAGAUCGUAAAGUGCUAUGGCGUACAAUCAAGGAUUGGGAGGAGGAUACCCUAACUCUCACCCCACUCCAACCCCAGUUGCGCACUCAACUGCCACUGGUGGAGCUGGGUACGUGCAGACCCCACAGAACAUUCAACAAAGCACGGGGUUGACACCAGGAGUCACACCCGGGGUAGCAGCGUUGGGGACACAGCACGUUCCAAUUGUGGGGCAGCAGUACGUUUCCAACACCGUGCAGAGCUACGCCGUCGCGAAGAAAAAGCUUUCUGUGAGCAAGGGCGACUGGAAUAUCACGGACCAGGCGGGACAUAGCGCAUUCAAAGUGGAUGGCCGCAUCGCUAGUAUGCGUGACAAGCGCUUUCUGCGCGAUGCAGCAGGGAACGUAAUCCUGAGCAUGAAGAAGAAGUUGAUCACCAUGCACGACACAUGGGAGAUCCUGACGGGCAAUGGCGAUCAAGUCAUCGCCACUUGUAAGAAAUCCUCGGUGGUGCAAUUCAAGACAUCCAUGGACGUGAUGCUGGCGUCGAGCACCACGGGAAAGCACACGCCUGACUAUCAGGUGAAGGGCGAUUUCUUCGAUCGCAAUCUGACUGUCUUCCGCGGAGCCGAGCAAGCAGCGCUGGUGACUCGGCAGAUCACAUUCACGACGGUCAUCUUGGACAAGGACACGUUCGGUGUGACCAUCUUCCCGGGCGUGGAUCAGGCGCUGGUCCUGGCUCUCAUUGUCAUCAUGGACGAAGUGUUCCACCACGGCAAUGGCUCUGACUCCGAUUGAGUGUGCGAUGGAUGGCUAUCUCUCCAUAACCCCAUGUCUGAUUGCGUGUGCCUCGAUCUGUUCUUGCAUCGCCCUCGCCUGGUUCCAAUUGCCCGACUUGCCCUUGCAGUCGACGUAGCUGUAGAUGUAGAUGUAGAUGGUGCCACGUCUUCGUGUGCAUGCGAUCGGUGUCUUUCUUUCUAUCUGUACAGAUGCUCAGAGUGGAGGUGCCAACACACUUUCCACACCCCCCCCCCCCCCCCACGAUUUGGUUGUCUUGCUUUCUGUCAGUCUGAAACCAGAUUUUUAUGGAUUGAGUUGCCCUUACAGUCCGCUGUUACUCUUUCAGAAAAAAGUAUCAAUUGACACAUGUUCAUUCUCAGUAAUAACAAAAGGUCAACAAGUCAAUUGAAUAGUACUUCAAAACAAUUGUAUUGAAUAUUUUUGAAUGAAACAAACGCUUUUUGUGUUGACAGAAAUUCUUCAUU